This is a messenger RNA of Octopus sinensis (East Asian common octopus), 1280 nucleotides long. RefSeq lists its product as uncharacterized. The record is from RefSeq and is a predicted model, not a curated record. The coding region runs from base 203 to 1117 and encodes 304 amino acids. NCBI's taxonomy places the organism in Eukaryota, Metazoa, Mollusca, Cephalopoda, Octopoda, Octopodidae. The transcript is spliced from 4 exons.
GAAAGAAAGAAAGAAAGAAAGAAAGAGAACUUGUCAAUUUUUAUCUUCUUCCGGUUCACUGCGCAUGUCAGUAACAGCUGUCAAGGAAACCGCGCGCCUGUUUGUAUGUUGUCUUCGUUCUCUCAUUGCAUUGUUGACCGUUACUGAAGCCCUACUUCAAUGUAAAUAGCAAAUCCAUGCCUGUCUUUCACACAGGACUGUCAUGAUUGCCAAUUCUGAUGAGAUAGUCCUACGCCAGCCUCCAGUUGCUUCAAAGAUGACAAUUCUUCCAUCUCAAAUACUUCCAGAUCCAGAUCUUCAGGUUUCACCGUUCAAGAAAGGAAUUUUGCGGAAGGAAGCAAACCGUCCAAAAUCACAUUCCAAUGUACGAUUUAAUCUGAAAAGUCAUCCCCUUGCAGACCUCAAUAGUAGUAGCAGCAGCAGCACUGGUACUCCUUCUGAGCCCAACAGGAGUAACAACAGCAUUGGUACUCCUGCUGAUCUCUACAACAGUAAUAGUGGUAUUGGUAUGCCUGCUGAGUUCAGUAGUAGUAGUGGUGGCUCUGGUACUCUUGCUGAGCUCUGCAGGAGUAGUAGCGGGGUUGCUGCAACUUCUGAGCCUUCUUUUACAUCUCAGGAACAAAGUUUUAACACAAACAUACCACAUCCUGCUGACAGUUGUACUGUGACCGAUGUUCCCCUUAUUCCACUCAACAGUUCCCAGCACAUUUUACAUAAAAUUCAUGUUUUGGCACAGAACGAUGAGACCCAUGUCAUCAAAGAACUCCAGCGCCAGUUAAAUAUUGAUAAGAAGAAAGAAAUAAAUGAAAAAGCAGCUUCUAAAGUGGACUACAAACCUGAUAGUGUUUUAUACCAAAACCUCAUCAGUUUAGACGUUCCUAUUGUGUGUGUGAAGAAAAAAAAGAAACCAGUUGUUAAAAAGAAGACACAAGAAGCUGUUCCACCAAUGUUUUAUGAUAGUGCCAAAGAAAACACUCAUGAAGAGAAGGGUAACUUCACACUUCAGGGAAUUCCACUGCCACGAGUGAAGCUGCUAAAAUCUCCACCUCUCUCCGCCUUUACUUUAUAUCAACACAACAGAGCCUGGGAAGGACUUCUUAUUCACAAUCACAGUUGAUAUCUGAGAAGUUUGCAAUAUUUGAUACAGAAAAAGAUGGCAAGCUGACAGAAUUGUUACUGUGCAAGACAAAAUGCUUAUCGGCAUUUUGUCCAUCUUUAUGUUCUGAGUUCAAAUCCUGCCAUGGUCAACUUUGCCUUUCUUCCUUUUGAGGUCAAUAAAA